Molecule: messenger RNA, 933 nt
Organism: Meyerozyma guilliermondii ATCC 6260
Lineage: Eukaryota; Fungi; Ascomycota; Pichiomycetes; Serinales; Debaryomycetaceae
Exons: 1
Coding region: 1-933 (310 amino acids)
Biological process (GO): protein insertion into ER membrane
Cellular component (GO): TRC complex; cytosol
Molecular function (GO): protein binding
Source: RefSeq, a predicted model, not a curated record
AUGUCUGACAAGCUCCAACGAACCAUUACCCGUUUCCGCGCAAAGAUCGAUGCCGGCUCAUAUUAUGAAGCCCACCAGACGGUGCGUAUAAUCACGAAUCGGUAUGUGAAGGCAAAACAGUAUUCUGAUGCAAUCGAUCUUCUCUAUCAAGCUGCAUCUAUUUUGGCUGCAAAAUCCGAAUAUGCAUCGGCUACCGACUUGAUAAUAUAUUUGUUGGCUGUAUACUCGGAAGCAGGCAUAAUAUGCGACGCCGCCCACAAAGAAUACAAGAUGAAGUUGAUUGAAUUGGUGAACCAAUUACCUCAAACAGACCCCGCAUUGGCUGAUUUGGCGAAAAAAUCCACCAAUUGGAGUCAGGAAAAUACGGAAAAUAAAUUUGGAGACGCCGAUCUUCAUCAUUUAUUCGGUCUCAAGUUUUUAGGCGCCAUAAGAAAGUCCACUGCCACGAAUGACGAAAAAUCAAAAUUAUUUGCUAUUGCAGAAUUACACUGCGUGUUGGGUACCAGUGAAUCUCGGGAUGCAUAUUGUCAAUUUUUGUACGAUGUGUGGGCUAUAAAUGGCGGGGAUCCAGGAAUAUUCAUGGCUCGUGGUGCUUUGAACUAUGGAUACCUUAAGAACGUGACAUUUGCACAAGAAUUUGUUCACCAAUUCAUCAAACUUAUUGGCGCCAAUGAGUUCAAGCAAGAGGGAGGAAUCAGCUACAAUGAAAAUUAUCCACUUUGCAAUUUCGUCCAGCUCUUGGUAUUAACCCUCUCCAAAGAGGAAGCAGGAAACAAGUUUCUCAAGUUACUCGAUCACUAUAAACCAAACCUUGAAAAAGCCCAACUUGUGGCUCCAGUGGAGUAUUUGGGAAAGACAUAUUUCCAGUUGAAACUAGGAAAUACCGGAGGUCAAAACAUGUUUGCUAAUAUGAUGGGAGGGUUAUUUAAAUAA